GCGGCGUCGGCUGCGGAGCCGCCAUGGCGCUGCUGGAGCCGCUGAGCGCGGCGCAGCUGAGGCGCCUGGAGCAGCACCGCUACAACGCGUCCGGACGCUCGUUGCUGGAGCCGCCGCUGCAGCGCUACUGGGCCUGGUUGGUGGAGCGCACGCCGCCCUGGCUGGCCCCCAACGCCAUCACCCUCGGCGGCCUCGUCCUCAACCUCCUGCCCUCGCUCGUGCUCAUCGCCUACUGCCCCAGCGCCACCGAGCAGGCUCCUCCUUGGGUGUUCCUCUCGUGUGCAUUAGGACUCUUUAUUUACCAAUCACUGGAUGCCAUUGAUGGGAAGCAAGCCAGAAGAACAAAUAGCAGUUCGCCUUUGGGAGAACUCUUUGACCAUGGCUGUGACUCUAUUUCUACAGUUUUCGUUGGUAUUGGAGCCUGCUUAGCAGUUCGGCUAGGAACAAAUCCAGACUGGCUGUUUUUUUGUUCCUUUGUUGGGAUGUUCCUGUUUUAUUGUGCGCACUGGCAAACCUAUGUAUCAGGCAUGCUGAAGUUUGGAAAAGUUGAUGUAACGGAAGUACAGAUAGCCAUAAUGAUGCUCUUUUUGUUAUCUGCAUUUGGUGGAACAACAAUGUGGGACACAAAGAUUCCUGUGCUUGAUCUGAGACUGAAGAUGAUUCCUGUUGCUGGUAUAAUUGGUGGAGCAGUAUUUUCCAGUUACAAUUAUUUCAGAGUAAUCUUAGGAGGAGGAGUGGGGAAGAAUGGAUCUACAAUAGCAGGAACAAGUGUUCUCUCACCAGGUCUUCAUAUAGGAUUAAUUAUUACUUUGGCAAUAAUGAUCUAUAAAAAGUCCACAACACACCUGUUUGAAAACCAUCCUUGCCUCUAUGCAUUAACAUUUGGAUUUGUGAGUGCCAAGAUCACACAAAAAUUGGUGAUAGCACACAUGACAAAAAGUGAAAUCUUCCUACAAGAUACUGCAUUUAUUGGGCCAGGCCUCUUAUUUCUAGACCAGUACUUCAACAGUUUUAUUGAUGAAUACAUCGUUUUGUGGAUAGCACUGUUCAUAUCCUUGAUUGAUUUGCUGAGAUAUUCUACUGGGUUAUGCAUACAGAUUGCUGCUCAUCUUCACAUACAGGUCUUCAAAAUAUCACCUCCUCAAGCUCCCGAACAGGUACAAGUUGUUUCUCCAAUGAGCCAUCAGAAUAACAUGGACUGAAGAGAUUUGCGAACAGUUGCCAUCUCUUGCUGUUGCUGUUAUAAGAAAAGAAAAAAAAUACUGAUCAAAUGUAACAUUUUGUAUCAUAGUGUUCUGACUUGCGAAUUAUAAAUGGUGAAUGUUUAAUUUUUCUAUCUAAAUGUUCUAUUUUAAAAUGUCAUUGAAGUUUUCAUAAAUCAGUAUUAACACUUACAGUA
Elgaria multicarinata webbii is the source of this 1399-nucleotide messenger RNA. It is a transcript of the gene CHPT1, whose product is annotated as choline phosphotransferase 1. The transcript is spliced from 9 exons. The record is from RefSeq and is a predicted model, not a curated record. Gene Ontology annotation, cellular component: endoplasmic reticulum membrane; Golgi apparatus. Lineage: Eukaryota; Metazoa; Chordata; Lepidosauria; Squamata; Anguidae. Gene Ontology annotation, biological process: phospholipid biosynthetic process. The coding region runs from base 24 to 1202 and encodes 392 amino acids. Gene Ontology annotation, molecular function: diacylglycerol cholinephosphotransferase activity.